Molecule: messenger RNA, 2106 nt
Organism: Beauveria bassiana ARSEF 2860
Lineage: Eukaryota; Fungi; Ascomycota; Sordariomycetes; Hypocreales; Cordycipitaceae
Product: fungal specific transcription factor
Exons: 2
Coding region: 1-2106 (701 amino acids)
Biological process (GO): regulation of DNA-templated transcription; DNA-templated transcription
Cellular component (GO): nucleus
Molecular function (GO): DNA binding; zinc ion binding; DNA-binding transcription factor activity, RNA polymerase II-specific
Source: RefSeq, a predicted model, not a curated record
AUGCUGUCCCCGCGUUCGCACGCACCCUCGGUCCCGCGCCGACGCAACGGACGCCCACAGGCGUGCGAGCCAUGCCGCCGCCGCAAGGUCGGUUGCGACCACCAGCUGCCCGCGUGCGCGCGCUGCCAAAAGGGCCGGAUCGAGCACAGGUGCGUCUACCUCGUCGCCGACAGGGACCCCCUGCUUCUGUCGACCUCCCCGCGCAGCAGCCGCGAGCACACGUUCACGCUGCCGUCGUCGCCGGAACGGCGGCCUGCACGCCGGCCGCGCGUCGCCAGUCCCGGGGUUGCGCCGCCGGUGCCCCGGAAACAGCACCACGCGUCUGGAAGCGCCCGCCCCCCGGACAGCAGCGUCCGGUACGAGGCGCUGGGGUACAUGGGCGCGACGAGCUUCUCCACCGAUCUGGAGGAAGCGCAGCGCCGCCUCAUGUCCAUGCCCGGCGCCGCCGAGGGCCACAUCAGUUCGGCGCAGCAGCCGCGAGACGCGCCCUCGUUUUCGCUGCGCGAUUUUGACCCGCCAGCCGCAGCCAUCAAUGUGAUUCGCAAUAUCCCUGACCGCGCGUCCAGCUACUAUCUGUUUGAGACGUAUCGCAACAUCCACGACGCUUGGUGCCGGCUUGCCGCAAGGUGGUUGCUGCAUUCGCUAUGGGAUACAUUUGGUGACAUUCUAGAAGGAGACAGAAGCGACGAGUCGCUCUCUGUCAUGGCGAAGAAGCUCUGCCUGAAUACUGCAUCAGUCUUGCGAGAGGAUCACACGAAUCCAAAGGAGUGGUUCAAGGAGUUUUCUGGCCAGAAUAUGCGAUGGGAGUGCAUCGGUAUUCUCUAUGCCUAUUGGAGUUCCGGGCUACUUAGCCUGCCGCGAGAGACGUUCAAAGGUAGCUGCAAAGCGCUCCAUGACAUGGAUAGAAGGACGGCCCUUGACUUUUACAAGGAUUUGGUCGCGGAUUGCGCCAAUCUUUGCUGGAAUGCUGGCAAUGGAAACACGCUUCUCUGUUUUCUAUUAUUCGAGAGGAGCCUAUUGCAAUCCAACAUCAGCGGCGAUGGCGACCUCCGCCACUUUCGGCUACACGGAGAUCUCAUCGCACUAACUACCUACUUGGGCCUGCACACGUCCAGCGCCGCGUUUGGCGAUCGCUCGGUAUCCGUGCAAAUCAGGCGGCGGCUCUUUGCCGGCAUCUUCAACAUUGACAAGCUCAUCGCCAUCUUCACCGGCCGCCCGCCGCUGCUCACCCGCCGAUUCAUCUCCGAAUCAGAGCCGCUCGACAUUUCCGACGAAGAGCUGCUGCAGGUACCGCCCGGCCCCGGCGCGGCAUACGCCGGAAUCGACAGCGCGGGAUGGAGCCUGGGCAACAAGAUUCUGCCCGUCUCGCCGCUGCGGGCCCGCACAAUGAUGGCCUACACGCGCGACUCGAUCCUGGAGAUUGCGCUCCGGAACAACAACAAGCUCAUGGCCUGCGAGGAUGCGCUGCUCGAGCUCAGGCAGCAGGCCACCAGCAUGUACGACGGCUUCCCCUCGAUCCUCAAGCACGCGGCCGACGACUUGCAGAACCCGGACCUGGACCACGUCCAGGUCUACACGCGCCUGCACAUUACGCUCGAGCACCUGCACAACGUCUUCUUCAUCGAGCGCCUGCUCUCCAAGCUGCGAGAGGGCGUCACGGCCGAGCUCGUGCGCAUCAGCCUCGAAAUCAUUGAGCUGUCGCUGAUCCCCUUUACGAACCGGCAGCUGACGACGGGCGUCAUGUGCGACAUUGACUGGCUGCUCAUGGCGUACGGGGCCCCGGCCGGCGGCGUCCUGUGCAUGGAGCUGCUCCGGCCCGCCGCCGCGUCGUCCGGCGCCGCCGGCGUCAAGAAGUCAACCAUGAUCCGGUCGCUGAGCAUGCUGGUCGGGUGCCUCCACGCCGUGCCGUCCGACGCGCCCAACUAUGGCGUCAGCGCGACGCUCAAGAAGAUUAUCGAACAGGUGCUGGACCGCGUGCUGGACCCGCCAGCGGAGACGACGGGCCAGGAGUUUUCCGUGCAGGGCUGGGAGACUGAUUUUCUCGUUGACGCUGCGGAUCUGUUCACUUCGGAUCUGCUAGAUACGUUUGACUGGUUUCGACCAUAA